Molecule: messenger RNA, 1739 nt
Organism: Thamnophis elegans (Western terrestrial garter snake)
Lineage: Eukaryota; Metazoa; Chordata; Lepidosauria; Squamata; Natricidae
Gene: BPHL
Product: biphenyl hydrolase like
Source: RefSeq, a predicted model, not a curated record
GGCGGAACCGCCCAAGACGAGACUGCGGGGGGAAAGAAGGGGGGGGGGAAAUGACUCGACUUGCGCGGCUGCGGAGCCUCUUCUCGCACCUCUCCAGCUCCGCAAGGCUGGCAGCGGUCCCGAGACCCACGACGGCUGCCUAUAGCACUGCCAUAACCUCAGCAAAAGUAGAAGUGAAUGGGAACCACCUGCACUACCAACAAACUGGAAAUGGGAACCAUGCUGUGCUCCUACUCCCUGGCAUGUUAGGCAGCGGUCAGACUGAUUUUGAACCACAGCUGAAGAACAUGAACAAGGAGAUUUUUACUGUUGUGGCCUGGGACCCUCGAGGAUACGGGAAGUCAAUCCCUCCAGUCCGAGAUUUUCCUCCAGACUUUUUUGAAAGAGACGCAAAAGAUGCAGUUGACUUGAUGCAGGCACUGACGUUCCAAAAGUUCUCCUUGUUGGGAUGGAGUGACGGCGGGAUAACUGCACUCGUAGCAGCUGCAAAAUACCCAGAUUUGAUCCACAAAAUGGUGGUGUGGGGAGCCAAUGCGACCGUUACAGAAGAGGAUGUGAAAAUUUACAAUGGUCUCCGUGAUGUUUCAAAAUGGAGUGAAAAAACAAGAAAGCCUUUGGAAGCAAUGUAUGGACAUGAAUAUUUCAGCAAAAUAUGUUCAGCUUGGGUAGAUGGAAUCUCCCAGUUCAUGAAAAACCCAAAUGGUGAUAUCUGUCAGCGUUUGCUGCCUCAUAUUAAAUGCCCAACGCUAAUUAUACAUGGUGAGAAAGACCCAUUGGUACCCCGUUUUCAUGCAGAAUAUCUCCACAAGCAUAUCCGAGGUUCACGGUUGCAUUUUAUGCCUGAAGGAAAACAUAAUUUACACCUACGGUUUGCGGAAGAGUUUAACAAAAUGGUAGAAGAAUUUCUUGUGUAGAGCACCUGUUUCUUUGCUGUUCCUGAGAGAUUGGUAUAGUUCAAAGUGAAACUGGCAACAGCAAACUGUAUUCUUAAGGGAAAGAGUGCAACAAGGGAACAUACAUUAUUUGUCCUACUCAUGUAUGCCAACAAUUCCGGGACAUGGGAAAUGAUUAAAAACUGCUAGAAGUGGGAAUAUUUUCUCAAAGGCUUUGUAGAAAUGUUAAGGGAGAGACACACAAGUUUCAAUAAAUACUUUUUUUAUUGCCCAGAUUCAAUCUUGAAGAAAAGCACAAAGAGAAGUCAUUAUCCAAAACGCAUGCCUUGAUACACUGAACACCACACAAAAGCCAUUGUAGAAUUUCACUGCAGACAUUCUUGAAGAGUUUAUUAUACAAUACUCAAAAGGAAGCAACAUAAGACAGCGCCACAGAAAACAUGCUCAAUCCAGGCUGUCUGAAUUCAUGCCUGCUCUACUAGCAUUCUAGUUGCAAUUGUGCCCGUUUCUUCCUCAAAGUCUGGGUCGGGUUUUGUUUUGUUUUUUUAAAGAAAAAGGCUGCAGACAUGAUUUGGAACAUCCAGUGAUUCUGAAUAUUAAAAAAAAAAACCACCUUAGUUCUUAAAUUGAGAGGGAAUAAGUUCCUAAGAUUACAAGCCAAUGAUUUCCUGCAUUGCAAAAAAAAUAGUUUUAGAAUCCAGUUGUUGCAAUAACUGCGUCUUUUGAGGACCCCAAAAGUUGGAAAUGAGACAGUUCGAAUCAGAAUAAAGUGUUACAAGUUACAUAUAGAAUUCUAAUUGUAACUGUAAGCACUUCUAUCCAGUGUGUGUUUGAGUGAAGGCACAA